Messenger RNA from Bufo bufo (common toad), 2538 nucleotides. RefSeq names its product gastrula zinc finger protein XlCGF26.1-like. The record is from RefSeq and is a predicted model, not a curated record. NCBI's taxonomy places the organism in Eukaryota, Metazoa, Chordata, Amphibia, Anura, Bufonidae. The transcript is spliced from 3 exons. Bases 50 to 2065 code for a protein of 671 amino acids.
ACAGGAUGGUUCAGAAGAACAUCACAAUGUUUAUCAGGAUUAUCAGGUUAUGAAUCCAAGUAAAGAUCUGAACAUUAUAUAUGUUACUGAGAAAUAUGAGAGGGAUGAUGAGCAGAGCAUAGAGGACAUGCCUACAGAUAACUGCCCAGAUGACUAUACCAGGAACUCAGACGAACAUCUGGUAUCUUCAGAUUUUGAAGUAUAUGAUCGUGUUUUCACACAAGAUACAUAUGAGGAACAUGCCAACAUCCACGAGAUAUACUCAUUCAUUUACAAUGGAAAUGUAUCUGAUCCUUUUAAACAGGUCCAGUUUUCAACACAAAAUAAAAGUCACAAAAAAGCUGAACAUCAGACAACUCACAUAAGGGAGAAGCCAUUUUCAUGUUUAAAAUGUGGGAAAUGUUUUGCUGCAAAAAGAGAUCUUGAUAGCCAUCAGAGAAUUCACACAGGGGAGAAACCAUAUUCAUGUUCAGAAUGUGGGAAAUGUUUUUCAGUAAAACAAAAUCUGGUUAGACAUCAAAUUACUCACACAGGGGAGAAGCCAUUUUCAUGUUUAGAAUGUGGGAGAUAUUAUAGAUAUGAAUCGGAACUUGUUACACAUCAGAGAAUUCAUACCGGGGAGAAUCUAUUUUCAUGUUCACAAUGUGGCAAAUGUUUUGCUGUGAAACGAAAUCUGGUCAGACAUCAAAGAACUCACACAGGGGAGAAGCCAUUUUCAUGUUCAGAAUGUGGGAAAUGUUUUGCAGAUAGAUCAAAUCUUUUUAAACAUCAGCUAAGUCACACAGGGGAGAAGCCAUUUUCAUGCUCAGAUUGUGGGAAAUGUUUUCCUGUAAAAAAAGAUCUCGUUAGACAUCAGAAAAUUCACACAGGGGAGAAACCACAUUUAUGUUCAGAAUGUGGCAAAUGUUUUGCUGCAAAAAAAGAUCUCGUUAGACAUCAGAGAAUUCACACAGGGGAGAAGCCGUAUUCAUGUUCACAGUGUGGCAAGUGUUUUACUAUAAAACAAACUCUGGUCACACAUCAAAGAACUCACACAGAGGAGAAACUAUUUUCAUGUUCAGAAUGUGGGAAAUGUUUUAACCAUAAAUCAGCUCUUGUUAUACAUAAGAGAAUCCACACAGGUGAGAAGCCAUAUUCAUGUUCAGAAUGUGGAAAAUGUUUUGCUGUUAAACAAAAUCUGGUCUCACAUCAAAGAACUCAUACACCGGAGAAGCCAUUUUCAUGUUCACAAUGUGGGAAAUGUUUUAGGCAGAAACCAGAACUUGCUAAACAUGAGAGAAUCCACACAGGGGAGAAGCCAUUUUCAUGUUCAGAAUGUGGCAAAUGUUUUGCUGAAAAACAAAUAUUGGUUACGCAUCAAAAAACUCACACAGGAGGGAAACCAUUUUCAUGUUCAGAAUGUGGAAAAUGUUUUGCACAUAAAUCAUAUCUUUUUAAACAUCAACAAAGUCACACAGGGAGGAACCUAUUUUCAUGCUCAGAAUGUGGGAAAUGCUUUACAGAUAAAUCAUACCUUGUAAUACAUCAGAGGAUUCACACAGGAGAAAAGCCAUUUUCAUGUUCAGAAUGUGGUAAAUGUUUUGCUGGAAAACAAAGUCUGGUCAGACACCAAAGAACUCAUACAGGAGAGAAGCCAUUCUCUUGUUCAGAAUGUGGAAAAUGUUUUGCUUUAAAAACAACUCUGGUCAUACAUCAAAGAAUUCACACAGGGGGGGAACUAUUUUCAUGUUCAGAAUGUGGGAAAUGUUUUUACCAUAAAUCAACUCUUGUUACACAUCAGAAAAUCCACAAAGGGGAGAUGCCAUUUUCAUGUUCAGAAUGUGGGAAAUGUUUUGCUGUUAAACAAACUCUGGUCUCACAUUACAGAACUCAUACACAGGAGAAGCCAUAUUUGUGUUCUGAAUGUGGGAAAUGUUUUAGACAGAAAUCAGAUCUUGUUAAACAUGAGAGAAUCCACACUGGGGAGAAGCCAUAUUCAUGUUCAGAAUGUGGGAAAUGUUUUGCUAAAAAAUAUGCCCUGGUUACACAUCAAAGAACUCACACAGGUGGAAAGCCAUUUUCAUGAUCAGAAUGUGGGAAAUGCUUUAUAAAUAAAUCAUACCUUGUCAUACAUCAAAGAACUCACACAGGCGAGAAGCGAUAUGCUCAUAAUGUGGGAAACAUUUUGGACAUAAAUCAUAUCUUGUUACACAUCAGAGAGUUCACACAGGAAAGAAGCCGUAUUCAUGUUCAGAAUGUGGGAAAUGUUUUGUCCAACGAUCAAAUCUUAUUAAGCAUCAAAAAACUCAUACAUUUCAUUUCAUUUACUGUCAAUACAUUAAGUAGAAACUAAAAUAUAGAAUAGUACACACAUGGUAAAUCACAUCACAUACAAGAAUAGGAGGAAGCAAUUUUCAACACUAGAUGAUAGUUAAAAAAUAUGUAAAUACCAGAAAACUUCUUUUAUAAAAAAAAACACAACAACAACACAGAAUUCAGAUUACAUACCUAUAUAUUAACCCUGUGAGUGCAAUAUUAAUUUAUAUAAAUGUGCCAUAU